UCCCCUCCCUCUCUUAUUCCAAAUUGGUAAACUCUAUAUAUCUCCGCCUCCCAAAACCCCAAUCUCUCCCUUUCUCUAGCAAAACAAACCGAAACCACCAUUUCACCACCGGAGACCGCAGCGACUUCUUAUUCUUCUUCUUUAUAGCGAUAAAGAUUAAGAAUUUCAAAUAAGAAUGGAUCCGUGCCCAUUUAUACGGAUCCUGAUAGGUAACUUGGCGAUUAAGUUUCCCUACAAUUCAAGAACUGUAAGUUCAUGUUAUUGCAAGAUCAAGCUCAAGAAUUUCCAAACCAAACAAGCCACAAUUCCUCUGAUAAACCAAAACCAACAACAACGGAGCCAAAAUCCCGAGAACAGUAACUUGUCAAAUUCUCUUGCGGCUUGUUUCAAUCUCGACAAGAUCCAGAUCGAUAAAAUAUUGGCUUCUAAAAAACUCAAAAGUUUGAAUAUUGAGAUCUACAGCGGCGGCGAUGGAGUUUCGUGCGGUGGUUGGUCGGAUGGGAAGCUAUUGGGGAAAGUUACUGUUUCGUUGGAUUUGAAAAAAGCAGAAUCUAGGCCUUGUGUUAUGCAAAAUGGAUGGAUUGGAAUCGGAGACAAAGCAGAGGUUUAUUUAAGUGUUAGAGCUGAACCUGAUCCGAGAUAUGUGUUUCAGUUUGGAGGAGAACCAGAGUGUAGUCCUCAGAUUUUUCAGGUGCAAGGAAGUGUUAGACAGGCUGUUUUCACUUGCAAGUUCAGUUUCAGGAAUCCUGGAGAUCGCAAUUUGGGUCCAAGGCAAUCACUAGAACAAUCUACAUCAAGAAAUUGGCUGCCAUCUCUUGGAGCUGAAAAGGAUCAAUCUACCAAAGAGCGAAAGGGAUGGACAAUCACAAUCCAUGACCUGUCAGGUUCACCAGUAGCAAUGGCAUCGAUGGUGACUCCAUUUGUACCAUCUCCGGGUUCAGAUCAGGUAAGCCGGUCAAAUCCUGGCGCCUGGUUAAUCCUCCGGCCAUCUCUCGGUACAUGGAAGCCUUGGGGCCGAUUGGAGGCGUGGCGCGAAUAUCCUAACACUAAUGAAUUAGGAUACCGCUUUGAAUUAAUCCAUGACACUGUCACUGCAACUCCGACCACCUCUACUUUAGCUAAUUCUGUUAUUAGUACUAAAAAUGGAGGCAAAUUUACAAUUGAUACUACUAAUAGUGUUACAACCCCGGUUUGUAGCCCACAUAGUAGUUGCGAUUUCGGAUCCGGAUCAGGAUCAGGAUCAGGAUCAGGAUCGGGGUCAUGGUCUGGGUCGGAAUUCGGAGCAGGACUUUUCUCACAGUUUAUGUACAGAGGGUUUAUAAUGUCGUCAACGGUAAAAGGGAGUAAUAAUUGCAGUAAGCCGGAGGUGGAGAUCGGAGUACAGCACGUGAAUUGCACGGAGGAUGCGGCUGCUUUCGUGGCAUUAGCUGCAGCCAUGGAUUUAAGUACAGAAGCUUGCAGGUUGUUUUCUCAUAAGCUAAGGAAGGAGUUGAGGCAGAAGAGUCAGAGUUUUGUCGUUUGAUUUUGAAUAAUUUUCCGUUUUGAAGAUAGAAAGUAACUGAUCAGUUGGUUAGGUUUUGGAUUCUUUCUUUUUGGCUUAUAACUAACAGCAGUUUUUGAGCUGGAGGAUUAA
This is a messenger RNA of Jatropha curcas, 1633 nucleotides long. RefSeq lists its product as uncharacterized. The record is from RefSeq and is a predicted model, not a curated record. NCBI's taxonomy places the organism in Eukaryota, Viridiplantae, Streptophyta, Magnoliopsida, Malpighiales, Euphorbiaceae.